AUGGAUAAUUGCAAGGCAAUGUCUACUCCGAUGGGAUCCGGAACUUAUGUUGAUCAAGAUAAAUCAGGUAUUUCGAUUGAUAUAACAAAGUAUCGAGCAAAUCCAAAGGAGUCACAUCUCACCGCUGUUAAGAGAAUCAUGAAAUAUCUCAAGGGAACAACAAAUGUCGGCCUAUGGUAUCCUAAAGGUAGUAUUUGCAAUUUAGUUGGUUAUUCUGACGCUGACUAUGCAGGAUGUAAAACUGAUCGAAAAAGUACUAGUGGUACAUGUCACAUCCUUGAAAAUGCAUUAGUUUAG
Messenger RNA from Lathyrus oleraceus (garden pea), 297 nucleotides. Its product is annotated as secreted RxLR effector protein 161-like. The transcript is spliced from 2 exons. The record is from RefSeq and is a predicted model, not a curated record. The coding region runs from base 1 to 297 and encodes 98 amino acids. Lineage: Eukaryota; Viridiplantae; Streptophyta; Magnoliopsida; Fabales; Fabaceae.